AACAAGAAAAAGGCAAGCAGGUUGCCUGCCGCUAGCAGCUAGCUAUAUAUAAAAGGGUGGCCGGGCUAGCUCCUGAUCGAAAGCUGCGGCACGUACAUACACCAAUCGAUCGAUUGCAAUUGCAAUUGCAAGCAGCAUCGGCAUCGACGAUCGAUAAUAAUAGUAAUGGAGGGCAAGGAGGAGGAUGUUCGGCUGGGCGCCAACCGGUACUCUGAGCGGCAGCCCAUCGGCACGGCGGCGCAGGGCACCGAGGAGAAGGACUACAAGGAGCCUCCCCCGGCGCCGCUGUUCGAGGCGGAGGAGCUGACGUCGUGGUCCUUCUACCGCGCCGGCAUCGCCGAGUUCGUGGCCACCUUCCUGUUCCUCUACAUCAGCAUCCUGACGGUGAUGGGCGUGAGCAAGUCGUCGAGCAAGUGCGCCACCGUGGGCAUCCAGGGCAUCGCCUGGUCCUUCGGCGGCAUGAUCUUCGCGCUCGUCUACUGCACGGCGGGCAUCUCCGGCGGCCACAUCAACCCGGCGGUCACCUUCGGCCUCUUCCUGGCGCGCAAGCUCUCGCUCACGCGCGCGCUCUUCUACAUGGUGAUGCAGUGCCUGGGCGCCAUCUGCGGCGCCGGCGUCGUCAAGGGGUUCCAGCAGGGGCUCUACAUGGGCGGCGGCGGCGGCGCCAACGCCGUCAACCCGGGCUACACCAAGGGCGACGGCCUCGGCGCCGAGAUCGUCGGCACCUUCGUCCUCGUCUACACCGUCUUCUCCGCCACCGACGCCAAGCGCAGCGCGCGCGACUCGCACGUGCCCAUCCUGGCGCCGCUUCCCAUCGGCUUCGCCGUCUUCCUCGUGCACCUCGCCACCAUCCCAAUCACCGGCACCGGCAUCAACCCCGCGCGCAGCCUCGGCGCGGCCAUCAUCUACAACAGGUCACACGCAUGGAACGACCAUUGGAUCUUCUGGGUGGGCCCCUUCAUCGGCGCUGCUCUUGCGGCCAUCUACCACGUGGUCAUCAUCAGGGCCAUCCCCUUCAAGAGCCGCGACUGAUGAUAUAUGCUGCUGCGGCCUGCGGCUAGCUGCUGCUGCUGUGGCCAGUGUGUUUCUUGAUUGUUGCAUUGCGCCCUCAGCUAUAUAUAUAUAUAUAUAUAUAUAUAUAUAUAUAUAUAUAUAUAUAUAUAUAUAUGCGCGCGCUUGCUAGUUGUGAAUUUUACAUAUAUAAGCUUUCCAAGUAUAUAUAGUAAAUCAAGCAUGCAUGCAUGUGCAAACUAGCUCAUGUACUACAUACUAUACUUCCUUCUUGUAGCAAUGUAGCAGCUUAGCUUCUACUCUUCUCUACUCUUCAUGAUCAUCACCUCAAGUUCAAGUGUUGUACUACAUAUUGUCGUAUGAGAAUAAAGAUUAAGAAGAAGAAGAAGAAGAA
Panicum virgatum (switchgrass) is the source of this 1405-nucleotide messenger RNA. Its product is annotated as aquaporin PIP1-5. Gene Ontology annotation, biological process: response to water deprivation; transmembrane transport. The transcript is spliced from 2 exons. NCBI's taxonomy places the organism in Eukaryota, Viridiplantae, Streptophyta, Magnoliopsida, Poales, Poaceae. The coding region runs from base 166 to 1032 and encodes 288 amino acids. The record is from RefSeq and is a predicted model, not a curated record. Gene Ontology annotation, cellular component: plasma membrane; plasmodesma; vacuole. Gene Ontology annotation, molecular function: water channel activity.